AUGAAUUUCAAGAACCUUAGGGAGUACCUGGCUUGGCUCUACUACCAGUACCUUCUGGUCACCGGCAUCUACGUGUUGGAGCCUUGGGAGAAGUCCCUCUUCAACUGGGUCCUGUUGUCAGCCAUCGCCAUGGUGAUAUACACUUCCUACGUCUUCGUGCCUAUCCACGUGCGCCUCGCCCUUGAGUUCUUCUUUGGCAUCUGCGGCAGUCGGCUGGACAGCGCAGUAACGGGUCCAAAUUCUCUCUGGGCACUACGUUCCCUUUACAAGGACGAGCAUUCUUUGAUUAAAAAUGAUCUGGAUUGCAUAGAACUGAUUGAUUAA
Messenger RNA from Nerophis lumbriciformis (worm pipefish), 324 nucleotides. The record is from RefSeq and is a predicted model, not a curated record. Lineage: Eukaryota; Metazoa; Chordata; Actinopteri; Syngnathiformes; Syngnathidae.